Molecule: messenger RNA, 834 nt
Organism: Arachis stenosperma
Lineage: Eukaryota; Viridiplantae; Streptophyta; Magnoliopsida; Fabales; Fabaceae
Product: GDSL esterase/lipase At5g14450
Exons: 5
Coding region: 1-834 (277 amino acids)
Molecular function (GO): hydrolase activity, acting on ester bonds
Source: RefSeq, a predicted model, not a curated record
AUGGAUUGUAGGAGAAGCAAACAUGUAACAAGGCAUUUGUGUUUGACUCUGUGUGUGUUAUCAUCAUGGUCAUUGGUUCAAGAAGCCUUAGGUGGUGGAAACAAUAAUAAGUGUUGGUUCCCUGCAAUAUACAACUUUGGGGACUCAAACUCAGACACUGGAGCCGUAUCUGCAGCAUUCACUAGUGUUCGACCUCCCAAUGGUGAAACCUUCUUUGGCACUCUCUCAGGAAGAGCCUCUGAUGGCCGUCUCAUCAUCGAUUUCAUAACUGAAGAAUUGAAGCUUCCAUACGUAAGUGCAUAUUUGAACUCGGUUGGGUCAAAUUAUAGGCAUGGGGCAAACUUUGCAACAGGAGGUUCUUCAAUUCUUCCGGGUGGUUAUAGUCCUUUCCAUCUUGGCCUUCAAGUUUCUCAGUUCAUACAGUUCAAGUCACAUACCAACAUUCUCUUCAAUCAGCUCUCUGACAACGGGACAGAUCCACCUUUGAAAAGUGGUCUUCCAAGGCCUGAGGAAUUCUCCAAGGCAAUAUACACCAUUGAUAUUGGACAAAAUGAUCUUGCCUUUGGAAUUCAACAUGGUUCAAUGGAACAAGUUAGAAGGUCUAUUCCUCAUAUCUUGAGCCAAUACUCCCAAUCAGCUCAACAACUAUACAAUGAAGGGGCAAGAGUGUUCUGGAUUCAUAACACAGGUCCAAUUGGAUGCUUACCAUACAGUUACAUUUACUAUGAGCCUAAGAAGGGUAACAUUGAUGCAAAUGGAUGUGUGAAACCUCACAAUGAGCUUGCUUUGGAAUUUAACAGGCAACUCAAGAACCAAGUUUUGUUCCUCCAUUAG